Molecule: messenger RNA, 1491 nt
Organism: Leptopilina boulardi
Lineage: Eukaryota; Metazoa; Arthropoda; Insecta; Hymenoptera; Figitidae
Product: RNA/RNP complex-1-interacting phosphatase-like
Exons: 9
Coding region: 127-1320 (397 amino acids)
Biological process (GO): protein dephosphorylation
Molecular function (GO): protein tyrosine/serine/threonine phosphatase activity; polynucleotide 5'-phosphatase activity
Source: RefSeq, a predicted model, not a curated record
AUGGUCAAUGCUUCCAGUCUUUCCCACUAGGGGCGCUGUUAAUAUGUAAAGCGGUGGUGUGUACAUUUUGUUUGUUGACGAUAAUUUAAAGCAUUCUAUGUUAAAUUUGACAAAAAAACAAUAAUAAUGUCGAAAUCAAUACCAGAUAGGUGGUUGCAAUAUAAACCCUUCGGAGAGGUUAUUCAAGGCACAAAAAUUUUGGCAUUCAAGGUUCCGUUACGAGAAGGUGUGGCUAAAAAUCUCCAGCCGCAACAACGGUUCACAACUGCUAUUCUCCUGCAGUCAUUCCCCCAACUCAAGUACAUCGUGGACUUGACAAAUACUAGUCGUUAUUAUGACAAAAAGGAUUUUACCGAUGCUGGCGUUAAGUAUGAAAAAGUUAUGGUUCCUGGAAUACAAGUGCCUCCAAUGGACGUUGUAAAAAAAUUUUUUAAAGCUAUGGACGACUUUACUGCAGCUUGCGGAGAAAAUGAAUUAAUAGGCGUGCAUUGCACACAUGGAGUAAAUAGAACGGGUUACUUUAUUUGUCGAUAUCUUGUACAACAACUCGGUUGGAAACUGACACACGCAUUGCAAGCUUUCCAAGAAGCCCGAGGAUAUCCAAUUGAGCGUCAAAAUUAUGUAAGUGAAUUAAAGAAAGCGCCAUGUGGUCGUAAAAUUGACACCAGCAAAGUGAAUCUAACACCGUCGAAUGCUCGUGUAAGAAAGGUACCAGUAAAACGAAGACCUCCUCCCAAUCAUCAAGGAGGUCGACCACCGCCACCUCCGCCUUAUCUCAUGGGACCACCGGGUCCUGGUUUUCAUCCACCACCACCUCCACCACUUCGACGUGGUUUUGCAAAUGGUGGCCCAUUUCCAAGAGGUGGUCCACCUCCACGUGGAUUUAAUUUCCCUCAACCAGGUUAUGGACCACGAUUAGCCGGUCCACCACCACCAUUUGGUCCACGAUUAGGUCCACGAAUGGGAAUUAGAAAUCCAAUACCACCAAUGGGAGCGCCAGCGCCACAUCCACGUGGGCCACCACAUUGCAUGCCAAUACCACCAAGAAUGUCAAUGCCUCCAAGAAUGGCUGGUCCACCGCGAUUACCAAUGGGACCAUUGCCAAGGUUACCUCCCGCCAAAAUGCCACCACCAAGACUUCCUUUAGCACCUCAACAGAUAUCUUCGAAACGAAAUUCACUUCAGAUUCGUAAGCGUAAAAGCCGCGCUGCCGCUGCCACAGCGAUAACGAAAACUAUUAAAGAUCAAGAUUUUACAGUCGACACUUUCGAGGAGAAUUUAACUGCUGCACCAGCUGCGAAAGUAAGCAGAGUUUCUUAAUAAGCCUUUAUAUAUACAUAUAUGUAUAUAUAUAUAUAUAUAUAUAUAUUGACGUUUAGUGACGUCUUUUUAAGGGCUUGGACAUACGAUGUACAAUGAAAAUCCUUUAUUGUAAAUUCAAUGAGAUGUAUAGUAGGGUCUAUUAACACAAAUAAGUCGCAUCAAAUUUCA